UAACGGGGAAGAGAAGCCAUGUGUUACUUCAGCAUAAUAGUGAUAAUAUUCGAUAGUUUUGUGUUGUGAAGUGUCAGUGAGUUCUCCGACAUGCAUUGGAAGCGUGACGUUCAACUGUUGCUGCUUUUCGCCCAUUUGUCUGGAGUUAUUCUGGUGGCUGGCAUGUCCGAGGUAUGGGUGGAGCUGCGCGCGCCACGGUUCGUGGUGCACCACCACAGCGCGGUGCUACGUUGCGACCAUAAUGUCGACCCGGAAUCUCUUUACAAGGUGGUGUUCUUCAAAAACGGUCAACGUAUCAUGAAGUUCGUUAGAGGGAGGGAUCCCCCUUUCGAGCUUUAUAACAUCACCGGCACUGAGAUUAAUCUAAUAAAGUUGUCUCCGACAUCUAUAACCCUGGAGCGACUGGACUUCUCAGCGUCGGGACCCUACGCCUGUGAGAUCGCGCUAGAAACACCUUUGUACUCUAAAGUAUCGAAAAUACAUGAAUUGAAUGUCAUUGUUCGUCAGAAAUACCGUCCAAAGAUUAAAAUAAAGCACAAAAAGCUGUCUUCAAAUGAUCACCUGGAAGCGACGUGUCAGAGUGCGCCUGCGCACCCAGCGCCCCACCUCACCUGGUUUAUUAAUAAUAACAAGGUAGACGAAAGUCUAACAAUACCGUACGGGACGAUGAAGGUUCACCGUCACCACCACGGGAUCCCGCUCUCCAUGACCAACACAUCCCUGCACUUCCCGCUGACGAACCUUCAAUUGUUCCCCAACCAGACGGUGGAGAUCACCUGUCUUAGCACCAUACCUAGUUACGCGAGCAUGGCCGAGGGGUUCGCUGAUGUCCAGAACAGUACGGUCACAGUCAACGUGGUUCGCAUCGAACCGGCGCCAACUCAGCUGCCAGUCAAAAUCGUUAGUUCGCAACUGAAUAUAUCAGCUCGGUGUCAUGUAGAAAGUACACUGGUUGUUUUAGUCAUAUUUGUGUGCCAUAUUUACUCCUAAACUUGGAUGUGACGUAUGUAUAUUGUAGCAUAACAUCUGUCAAAUUUGUUCUGAUGUAAGGUUGACGGUAACGUUGCUUGGUAAUGCAUAGUGAAUGUUUCAUAAAGGCUGAUCCAUAUUGCACGGCGUGGGGUUUACGUUUGUUUCGAAUGGCUCCAAUUCGCCGCAGAUUGCGUUGCAUUAAAACGUACCGAGCAAUAACACGGGAGCCUUUAUAACACAUGCACAAUUAACUCCUGGUGUUUGAUAUUCGCUAUGUUGCCACAUUCUGUAUGAACAUUACGAACGAAUGUUACUAGGACGUAUUUUAUGAGCUUAGCCAUGUAUAGUAUCGAUGCAUGGGCACAGAAUAUAUGUAGUUUGUUUAUUGAAAAAUACUGUGGUGCUAAAAACCGAUGUUUUGGAAAAAUACGACCUUCAAAUAAAAGCAGCAGAUUGUAGAAAAAAUGAAAACUAUUCCAAUGAUGUCAUUAUAAAACUUGGUUUGUUCAAAAAAUCAAUAGUUUUAUUUCUUUACUGACAAUAUGGCAUCGCGUGCGUCUAAUUGUUCCUUGCGUUAGGUACGAUUUGACAGGUGUUAUAAUAAAAUUAUGAAGAAACAUGUCGAUAUUAAUCUAUUUUUAAUUGGUGUAAUACUUCAUAAGAAUUUUAUUACAAUAUUGCUUUGACCUAUUUUUUCAAGUUUUUCUUUAUUUUGUACUUUAGCUUAAUAGCGCUGCGGCUAUUGCAAACGUGCCAUUUGGACAAAAAUUACUUAUUUAUAUUUAACGCCAUAGAACACGCAAAUUAUUCAGAUAAAAAACAGUAAUUUGAGCAACAAUUUCAUUCUAAUUUUCCAAACAAUGAAGUUCGGUAACAACUCAAUUGCCGACAUCAGUCGACUGUUCGCUUCACAGCUACUAAAUCAGUUCAAAUAACUUUUAAUAACGCGAUUCCAUUUGCAAACAAAUAUUAAUUUAAUCAACGCUAGUUAUAAUCUUAUUAUGGUUAUUUAAAGUAAAUCCCUUCAAAACACAGGGCCAAGGCAACGUUUAUAAUUAUUCGAGUCGCCAAUAUCAAAGUUGGCGCUCUAAUGAAGAACGGCAUGGAAGUUAUUUAGAAACUUCGCUGCCAUCAGCCUGAACUAAAUUCCGACGCCUUUAAUACAAGAUUUUAGAGUGGCGGUUUUAUUAAAAUGGACACAGUAAUAUAUUUCAGAAAAUCUGAAACACCCGUGUUUUAUAUGCACACGUAUAUAAACUGUAUGGCGAUUAAUAAAAACGAGCGCUCAACAACGUUACUGGGCACUAGUUAAUGGUGUUAUUCGAAGCUAAAAAUACAGUGCGAAGUGUACGUACACUGAACAUGGAAUAAAUGUGAAUUUUUAUAUCAAACUUUAUUGCCAUGUUAUUUUUAGCUGCACGUUUUAAUUAUGUUGCAGACUUUGAAAAAGGAAUCCACGACCAAACGUUUGUCCAUUUGAAUUUUUUACAAGAUGGCUGACAUUUUCUACGCGACUUUACGUUUAGAUAAAACCUUUAUCGAUGAGCUUUUCUGCGCUUCUUUGUAUCUUUUGUAUAUUUAACUAUUAACUUAUGUAUGCGCAAUUAUGAGACUGAAUUAGGAUGUUAGAUAUGUAAAUGACCCGAUUUGACACCCACCUAUCAAAUUGCUAGAGCCCAUCAUUGUCCAUUUUGUAAUAUAAAUUAUAAUAUAAUGGCUAAGCCAGAGACAGUAAAAGCGUGUAAGGAGUCACAAGUUUUGAAUAAUUGCGUGACUAUGAAUAUAUUGCAUUGGCUUUUACAUAUCAGUAGUAAAAUAUACAUGAACGUGAGUGAUUCUCUUUGUCGUCUUCUAGGCUUAGAAUCUUAUGGAACUUUUUAACAUAGAACGUAAUAAAUGUAAAUAAAAUAAAAAUCCUAUUAAAAAUCGUGAAUAGAUAUCUGUUAACAGUUUAUUUUCUCAUUCUCUGAUAUAUCUGUGUAUUGCUUGUAGUGUUAGGUUAAAACUUAUGUUAAGCUAGAAGAAAUCGAUUAAAUUGUAAAUUGCUCUUAAAUAUUAUAUUUAGCCCUUCAAAAUUAUUCCACAUUUUUUAUAUUUUCUUCUUUCGUUGGCUACCCACGGUAUCGAACUAAGUUUUGGAUUGAGAUAUCUCAAUUCUUAAGUAAAACAUAAUUAUGUCGAAUGUCAUCAAUAUGUGAAAAUGUAAAAUAUAUUAUAAUUUUUGCUAUUUAUAUUUGAAAAUGCGAUGACGUCAAUUGUUUUAAAUAAUUAUUAUAAUUAUAUUGGAAUAUAAAUGGAAGCGUCAAAACUCGCUGAGAACAUGAUAUGGUGGAUAAGACAUCGCGCAAUUUAUGCCUUUUAAAAGAGAAAAAAAUAUGCAAUGUAAUGUGCAAAUAAACAAUCAAAGAUAAAUACUUUUUGAAACUAACGCCGGAUAGUAGAUAUCAAAAUUAACGGAUAUUAUGAAUAAGACUACCUAGAAAUAGCUGGGUGUAGUUUAUCGAUUGAACAUAAAUAAAGCUCAGAUAUGUUUAUCUACUGAAAGGUAAAAUAGUUUACUGAUUUCCCUAAUUCACAAAGCAUUAAAAUAAAUAACUACAAAAAUACAACCCUUCCCAACACAAUUUUCCUACCCAUACACAUUUAUUUCCCCUUUACUACAUACCACACACAUCCACAUAGCUGAUGCACUCGCUCGGUACUGAAAUCCAUGUACCAUAGACAAAGCCGUCCCGAUCUCUGUGGGACGUGCGGCGUUAGCCCGACUCUGCAUACAUGACGCGCCGCCUAAUGAUCUAGCAAUCAUUGUGUGCAUCCAGCAUUCUGAGUUUGAAAGCGACAUUCGAAAACCACAUUCUAAUUUUGAACAUGUAACAUUUGAAUUGCAAAAAGAAUGUCAGUUGCAAACCAUAUUCUAAUUUUAAAAGUAAAACAUUUGAAUUGGGAAAAAGGUUCUGUUGUAACAUUGCAUUGUUUUGAUUUUCGAAAAGUAUAUUCUAAUUUUGAACAUGAAACAUUUGAAUUGAAAAAAAGAACAUUCUAAUUUUGAAAAUAAAAUAUUUGCAUUGCGAAUAAAAUGUCAGUUGUAGCUAACAAUGCAUUGUUUGAUUAAAUACACAUUCUAUGCAUAGAACAAGCAUAAUUUUCAUAAAUUAAAAUAAAUAUUUUAGGUGUGUUAUGCAAAAAACUACUAAAGGCACGUUGCGCGAUGGAAUAUUUUGUUAAUGAGAAACGUUAAGGAGCAAUUGUGUAACAAAAACAUAUCAUGAUAAGGAGUGAGUAUUUAUAAACAAUUUUAUAAAUGUUGUCAAAAUGGAGAGGCUUGCGUCAUUUCGUUUGUAUUAAAAUUUAUUGUAAAUGUUUAAUAUGGAAAAAUAUCUGUAUCUCAAUGUUUUCUUGCGCCAAACUAAAUGGUUAUUGAAAACAAAAUUGAAUGUAUUGUAUAAAUAUAUCAGGACGACUUAAUUUGAACGUAAUUUCGUGUUAGCAAAGCUUAAAGCGUACAUAAGGUAGAUAAUUAUUGUGUGUAAAACUUAUUAAAAUGUAAAUAAAUGCUAAAUUAUGUAGGAUAAAAACAUUCUGUGGAUGUAUCAUUGGAACAUAAUAACUGUGUUUAGUGUUUGUCGUAUCGUUUUUCUGUUCAAUGUCCGUUAUUCGAUUUCAUAAUAAACUCCUCGAUGUUUUGUUAGUAUUUUAGCUUUGAAAACUUUCCAGAGAGUUUCAACUUGUACUGAAAGACCAAUAAACUUCAAAGGAAUUGAAUCCGCUGAUUAAAUAAAAUAAAAGACAGUUAUAGUGAACAGAUUUGCUAAAACAGACUAAAAUAAUAAUUCUCCCUCAAAAUAUUACAUUUCAAAUCUAUUAAAAAAGCAAAGAAAAAUAUCAAAGGCCUUUUUUUAGUUUCAGCCCUUUUUAAACAUUUGGAAAUCGUAUUGUUUCGACGAAUGAAACCAAUUAGAAUGAAAAGAAAUGUAAUACCCCAAUAAGUAACGUACUAAGAUAAAUUCUAUAAAUAAAAUGCUUACUGAAAAAUUAAUAUUGUGACCUUAGGACUUGCGUAAUUUACUAAAGACGUUUAUUGCGAAAUACUGUCAAAACGUUCAACUGUCACUGUCAAAUCUGUUUGAUUAAAAUGGAACAGCAUAAUAAAUCCGAUGUAUUUAACGCUAGAUAUAUUAACUCUCGUAUUAAUAAACACGGAUUAAAGUUAAACCAAAGAAUAAGAAGAGAAUGUCUUUAAACUUUACUUCGUUUUUAUUAAUAAAGAGAUCUGUGAGUAGUUUCGUCUUACAAAAAGAAACGAUCCUUUUUUAUUUUUCAAAUAGUAAACGUACGUAGAUAUGACAUUUUACUAAUCUCAUGUCUCCUUCAUUUAACGCCACUAGCAUUAUGCCUAAUUAUUCUCCUUGUACCUAAAUAAGAGAUAACGAACGAUGUACCACAGGAGUAAAUACAACUAGACAUGCGUUUUACUUUCUCAGCGAACUAAUAAAACCCUCUUCUAUAAAAAUAUUCCAAUCCCAGUUCAGAUCUGAGCAAAUACGAAUAAGAAUUUGAAGUAUAAGUCGAUUUGCCUGUUCUAGCCAUUCCUUAGUCUACAUUUUCGUUUACUCCUGUGACUUUAAAACUGCAUUGAAAUCGAAAAGAUGAUUUACUGUAUUUUCUAUAUUGAUGAUGUAAUUCAUGCAGGCUAUCGAUGUCUUCCUUAUUGCUAUACACACUUUAUAUAAAUUUUAAGUCUUAUUGUAAGUUAGAUUUUAUAUUGUAAUAGUUGUAAUGGAUUUCAGAGAACCGGGUAUUUGUUCAGUAUAUGUUGCUUCAUAGGAAUUUAUGAUGAGGCUAAUUGUCAACUGCGCAUUAAAUAUUUUGCGUAACCCCGACUUUACACUUGUAAGUAACUUCCGUAAUUUGUAAGAAGUUCUAAGAAAUUACGAUACGUGACUUACGAAGAAGGUCUACAUUUAUCCUAAGUUAAUUACGUAAGCUACUUACGUGACUUACACUUACAGGUGUAAAGCCGGCCUUAUGGUAGGUUUUACUAUUCAUAUAAUUUACCCUCCCUAUAGGAUUAAUUGUAUAUAAAUGUGAAAUAUAUAUUUCGAAUGUAAUUUAUUUAUGAAGAUGUUUUUAUUCGAUUCACUUUAGCUGGUAAAUUACCUCCUUUCUCCUGUAACUUGUUUUUAACAAUCUUUUUUAUAUUACACGGGGCUGAAAAACCUAUCCUUUCGAUAUACUCGAUGUGUAUAAUAACGUUACGCAUUUGUAUAGUAAAGCAGGGCAUAACCUAUUCUCGUUUUUAUUAUAUGUAUGUAUUGACCUUUCUCAUCCAUCAUAUUAUUAUUCUUAAAAAUCGAACCUGAGUAUGCCUGUACAGCUCCGUGUCAUAUAUCUGAGUUCUUAGACAAAAUACGCACUAGGCAUUUCAACUGCUGAAGUCAGCUUCAAAGUUAAGUCAAAUGCUCGUUAGACAGCGUUUCUUCAAGGAAGAUUAGACGCUGCAGUUUUUUUUGCCUAGUGCGUUAACCCCCCGAUACCUUCUAAGUUGAAAUCAAAUACUUGUUAGCAAAUCCAAUAGUAGAUAAUGAAUAAAUGUUAUUAUUAUAAUAUAUCAUGUGUUUCGUGUGACAGUCUGUUGCGCUGGAUUUGUAUGGAAAAUUAUGUCUAAUAUUUACAAGAUGUGAAAUUUUAUCUCUUUAUAAUAUAAAUGUAUUACACGUUGGUUUACACAUAAA
Helicoverpa zea (corn earworm) is the source of this 6704-nucleotide messenger RNA. RefSeq lists its product as uncharacterized. Lineage: Eukaryota; Metazoa; Arthropoda; Insecta; Lepidoptera; Noctuidae. The coding region runs from base 91 to 990 and encodes 299 amino acids. The record is from RefSeq and is a predicted model, not a curated record. The transcript is spliced from 7 exons.